Molecule: messenger RNA, 1799 nt
Organism: Babjeviella inositovora NRRL Y-12698
Lineage: Eukaryota; Fungi; Ascomycota; Pichiomycetes; Serinales
Product: flavin-containing monooxygenase
Exons: 1
Coding region: 113-1729 (538 amino acids)
Molecular function (GO): NADP binding; N,N-dimethylaniline monooxygenase activity; flavin adenine dinucleotide binding
Source: RefSeq, a predicted model, not a curated record
UGGGUUCCUCACAUCCAACUAGAGAUGACUAUAAAACGGCUGGCCAAUCCUUUGGCUUUUCAACCUCAAAGUUUAUCAGCAAGUUUCGCAGUUCUAUACCAAACUAGACACUAUGACCGUUGAUAUCAUUCACUACGAUGCCAUUGUCGUUGGUGGGGGCUUUGGCGCCGUCAGAUCUUUAUACAACCUUAGAAAGGCCGGCUACAACGUUCACGGCUAUGAAAAGGGCUCCGCUAUCGGUGGUGUCUGGCACCACAAUCGUUAUCCAGGCGCUAGAGUUGACUCGGACAUCCCGAUCUACCAAUUGUUUUUGGAGGAGUCAUGGGAUGUAUUCAAGUUCACUGAGUUGUAUCCGGGAUGGAAGGAAAUCCAGGCUUACUUCAAGCACGUAGACGAAAAGUUGCAGAUUUCCAAGGACUUCACCUUCAACUCUACUGUGACGGCUUGCCACUGGAAUGAUGCCUCCAAUAAGUGGACAGUCACUUCCCAGUCCACCGAUCUUGGAGAGAUUGUCAGUACUGCUACCCACAUUGUUUUCUGUACUGGUUUUGCUGCUAAGAAGAUAAUUCCACAGUUCAGGAACCAGGAAGGGUACAAGGGCCAGUGGUUCCACACCGCUGACUGGCCAUGGUCUGGCGUCGAUAUCAAGGGCAAAAAGGUUGCGGUAAUCGGAACGGGUGCAUCUGGUGUCCAAUUAAUCCAGGAAAUCGCCUCGGAAGUUAGCUCAUUGACCGUAUUCCAGAGAAACAUCAACACGGCCAUCCCGAUGAGGCAGCGCAAGUUGACCCCUGACGCCCCAGAGAACAACAAGAACUUUGCUGAGACUGAAGCCGCCAUCAAGAAGAGCUCUGCUGGUUUCACCUGGACCAACAUUCCAUACAGGUACACUGAUUUGAUGCCAGAGGAACGUAGGGAGCAGUUGGCCAAGAUCUACGAGACCGGCGGGUUGCGUUUUGUUUCCGGUAACUUUUUAGACGCGGUCACCAACAAGGAUGCCAACAAGUAUUGUUAUGAGUUCUGGAAGGACUCUGUACGUGCCAGAGUCAAGGACCCAAGAAAGGCCGAGCUUUUAGCCCCAACCCAGCAGCCAUACUGGAUCUUCACCAAGAGACCAUCGUUGGAGCAAAACUUCUACGAGGCUUUCAAUCAGGACAAUGUGGAUAUCGUGGAUUUGCGCAACGACUCUAUCGUUGAGUUCACCGAAACUGGGAUCAGGACCACUACCCAGGAGUUUGACUUUGAUAUUGUCGUUUUUGCCACUGGCUUUGAUGCUGUUACUGGUGGUUUUACCCAGGUUGAUAUCAGGGGCCAAAAUGGUCUCAAGUUGAGCGACAAGUGGAAGAACGGCACCUUUACCCAUUUAGGAAUGACUAUUGCCGACAUGCCGAAUUUCUUUUUCAUGUACGGUCCUCAAGGCCCGACCGCCUUCUCCAACGGCCCAACGUGUACCACCAUCCAAUCUGACUGGGCGUUGAAUGCCAUCAACCACGUAAAGAAGAACAACUUGAAGUACAUUGUCCCUAGUGCCAAGGCCGAACAGGAAUGGAGAAAGAGGGUGAAUGAUUUAUGUGAAGCAACCUUGUUUCCAGAAACCAAGUCUUGGUUCAUGGGCUCCAAUGUGGAGGGGAAGACUAUUGAAGCUUUGAACUAUAUUGGUGGGAUUAAAUCGUACGUCGAGCUAAUCGAUGAUGCCGAAAAGGACUACAGCAGAGAUUUCAUUCUUGUCUAGACAUGUGCUGGAUCACGGCACUUUUAUCCUGUCCUGACAGUUAGGUAACUCUUCGCAGAGAUUAACGCCG